This is a messenger RNA of Caenorhabditis briggsae, 1212 nucleotides long. NCBI's taxonomy places the organism in Eukaryota, Metazoa, Nematoda, Chromadorea, Rhabditida, Rhabditidae. Bases 1 to 1212 code for a protein of 403 amino acids. The transcript is spliced from 6 exons. The record is from RefSeq and is a predicted model, not a curated record.
AUGAAUUGGAGAUUCUCACAGCUUUUACUUCUUUUAUUGUGUUUUGAUGGACCCGGUGGUGUCCGGUGUCAAGAGGAAGAGCCAGUGCCAAGAAACGAGGUUCUGGGAGAGCCAACAGUGAGCUGCGCAGCUGAUGCGAUAUAUGUCAAACUUCGAACAAAGUCAACAUUUCUGGGACACGUGGAUGUUAAGUAUACACCUGAUAAAUCCUGCUUCCAGGUCAGAAACCUCCAUUUUACGACACCCUUGACACACUUUUUACAGAGUCUUGUGACAAAUAACCAAAUUGAAAUUCUGAUUCCCCAUGAGGAAUGUAUGGUGCCAAGAAGGAGAAGUCUUCACCCUACCGGAGUGAUUCUCGAAGUUUCUCUAUCUGUAUCAUUCCAUCCUGAAUUCACCACAGUCGAUGAUCGAAUCUUCAACAUGCAAUGUUUCCAUCAGAAGAAAUCAAAUGGAUCCUCAAAUUCUCUAGCCAUCGGAUCCCCUCAACCUCCACCACCAGACACAAAAGGGCCAAGUUGUUCGUAUGAAGUUCUCGCCAGUCCAGGAGGGUUGCCAGCCGGACGAUUGGCUUUGGGCCAAGAAGUGUAUCAUUCGUGGCAGUGUCAGAAUGUUUAUGAAUCCUGUAUCAUGAUCGAAAGUUGCCGAUUGGUAGGAGGUGAAGAAACACACGAUGUAAUUGAUUCAUCAGGCUGUUCGAAGUACGAAUCAAUCAUGCCACAACUGCAAUAUCACAAUCGUACUCAUGUGGGAGCAUCGGUCAAAGUAUUCGGUGUUUCUCAUACUUCAAUAGUCUACUUCGCAUGCCAAGUACGCCUUCAUCCACAGUUACCAUCUGGAGAGUGUCCAAAACGAAAAUGCAACGAAGCAAGAAAGAAGAGAGACGAUGCGUCUUCUCAAUUCCCUUCUAUCGACGUCCGUAGUCAGAAUUUGGAGAUUUCUCAGUUGAUAAAUGUUACAACUCCACCUGUAGAACCUCCGAAGCCUACCGAGCCGGUAGUUCAACAUACAUGCCCAGAUAUCCACGUGGAAUCAUCUCCUGUGGAAGAAGCAUCAGAAUCCAAGUUUAUAGAAGAGGAAAGAGUUUGCGCAGAUUUGAGAUCUGUGCUCGUAGUCAGUGUUCUUUUGGCAAUGGCAAUUAUAUUGAUAACUACCACGAUAGCUGUUUUGUUCGUGCGACGUCAAAAAUAUGAAAUAGCAAACAUGUCGUAA